Molecule: messenger RNA, 2317 nt
Organism: Lycium ferocissimum
Lineage: Eukaryota; Viridiplantae; Streptophyta; Magnoliopsida; Solanales; Solanaceae
Product: heat shock protein 83
Exons: 3
Coding region: 5-2116 (703 amino acids)
Biological process (GO): protein stabilization; protein folding; cellular response to heat
Cellular component (GO): cytosol; plasma membrane; protein-containing complex
Molecular function (GO): ATP binding; ATP-dependent protein folding chaperone; ATP hydrolysis activity
Source: RefSeq, a predicted model, not a curated record
AUCAAUGGCGGAUGUACAGAUGGCUGAAGCAGAGACAUUUGCAUUUCAAGCUGAGAUAAAUCAGCUAUUGAGUUUAAUCAUUAAUACAUUCUACAGCAACAAGGAGAUAUUCCUUAGGGAACUGAUUAGCAAUUCAUCUGAUGCAUUGGAUAAGAUACGGUUCGAGAGCUUGACGGAUAAGAGUAAACUUGAUGCUCAGCCUGAACUCUUCAUUAGGAUUGUUCCUGAUAAGGCCAAUAAGACUCUUUCCAUCAUUGAUAGCGGUGUCGGCAUGACUAAAGCAGAUUUAGUUAACAAUCUAGGUACAAUUGCAAGGUCCGGCACAAAGGAGUUUAUGGAAGCUUUACAGGCUGGGGCUGAUGUGAGCAUGAUUGGCCAAUUUGGUGUGGGUUUCUACUCUGCGUACCUGGUAGCAGAGAAGGUUAUUGUAACCACCAAACACAACGAUGAUGAGCAAUAUGUCUGGGAAUCACAAGCUGGUGGUUCAUUCACUGUUACAAGGGAUGUUAAUGGAGAGCAAUUAGGUAGAGGAACUAAAAUCACUCUCUUCCUCAAGGAAGACCAGCUGGAGUACUUGGAGGAAAGGAGAAUCAAAGACCUUGUGAAGAAGCACUCUGAAUUCAUUAGCUAUCCAAUUUACCUCUGGACUGAGAAGACAACUGAAAAGGAAAUCAGCGAUGAUGAAGAUGAUGAACCCAAGAAAGAACAAGAGGGUGAUAUUGAGGAAGUGGACGAGGAUAAAGAAAAGGAGAAAGGUAAGAAGAAGAAAAUCAAGGAGGUCUCUCAUGAGUGGCAACUCAUUAACAAGCAGAAACCUAUCUGGUUGCGCAAACCAGAAGAAAUCACAAAGGAGGAAUAUGCCUCUUUCUACAAGAGCUUGACUAAUGACUGGGAGGAUCAUCUGGCAGUCAAGCACUUCUCUGUUGAGGGGCAACUUGAAUUCAAGGCAAUUCUCUUUGUACCUAAGAGGGCACCAUUUGAUCUAUUUGAUACCCGCAAGAAGAUGAACAACAUCAAGCUUUACGUUAGGAGGGUGUUCAUCAUGGACAACUGUGAGGAACUUAUGCCCGAGUAUCUUGGAUUCGUGAAGGGUGUUGUUGACUCUGAUGAUUUGCCCCUUAACAUCUCCCGUGAGAUGCUGCAGCAGAACAAGAUUCUCAAGGUCAUUAGGAAGAACCUCGUGAAGAAAUGCAUUGAGAUGUUCAAUGAGAUUGCUGAGAACAAGGAGGAUUACAACAAAUUCUAUGAGGCUUUCUCAAAGAACUUGAAGCUGGGCAUUCAUGAAGAUAGCCAGAACAGAGCUAAGUUGGCUGACCUUCUUCGAUACCACUCCACCAAGAGUGGUGAUGAGCUGACAAGUCUGAAAGAUUACGUGACCAGGAUGAAAGAGGGUCAGAAAGACAUCUACUACAUCACUGGAGAGAGCAAGAAGGCCGUGGAGAACUCACCGUUCUUGGAACGCCUAAAGAAGAAAGGAUAUGAAGUGCUCUUCAUGGUUGAUGCCAUUGAUGAAUAUGCAGUUGGGCAACUGAAGGAAUAUGAUGGCAAGAAACUAGUUUCUGCUACAAAGGAGGGGUUGAAGCUUGAUGAUGAAAGUGAGGAAGAGAAGAAGAAAAAAGAAGAGAAAAAGAAGUCUUUUGAGAGCCUUUGCAAGGUCAUCAAAGACAUCCUUGGAGACAAAGUUGAGAAGGUUGUCGUCUCUGAUAGGAUUGUUGAUUCUCCUUGUUGCUUAGUGACUGGCGAGUAUGGUUGGACGGCCAACAUGGAAAGGAUCAUGAAGGCUCAAGCUCUGAGAGACAGCAGCAUGGGCGCUUACAUGUCUAGCAAGAAGACAAUGGAAAUCAACCCUGAUAAUGGAAUUAUGGAGGAGUUGAGGAAGAGAGCUGAAGCUGACAAGAAUGACAAGUCAGUGAAGGAUCUUGUGUUGUUGCUCUUUGAGACAGCUCUGCUGACGUCUGGUUUUAGUCUUGAUGACCCCAAUACUUUUGCUGCAAGAAUUCACAGAAUGUUAAAAUUGGGUUUGAGUAUUGAGGAAGAAGAGGAAGCUGGUGAGGAUGCAGAUAUGCCUGCUCUAGAGGAAACUGGCGAAGAAAGCAAGAUGGAGGAAGUGGACUAAGCACUGUUGCGUCAUCUGAAGGUGUUCAUAUGGAGAUUGCAGAUGCCUUAAACAGAUUGUUCUUUUUUCUUUCUCCCUCUUUACUGUUUUGUUCCUUUUCCUGACUUUGUUCUUCCAAGUUAGCUGAGUUCUGUUGUGUUAGGAGCUAUAUGCCCCUUUUUAGGAUCGUACAAAUUAAUGGAGUGUCGUUCUGUUUUGUGA